AUGUCUUUUGACCCACACAACGUCGACCUCGACGAAGUCGACCAAAGAGAAUUAAUCUGCUACCUGAACGCCGAAGGCAAUGAAUACGACGGCCGUCUCAGGCGCACCGCAGCAACAUUUUUCCCCGUCGUCGCAAAACGGGUACCCCGCCUCCGCAUCCCUCUCUACGUCUACCUAUUCGCAAAGUACUUCGGUGCCGGCGUCAUCGUCGCAACAGCCUUCAUCCACCUCCUCGACCCAGCCUAUGAUGAAAUAGGACCCGCCAGUUGCGUCGGUAUGACCGGAAACUGGGCCCUAUACUCCUGGUGCCCUGCCAUCGUGCUCACCUCGUUGAUGAUAAUUUUCCUCAUGGACUUCGGGGCGGAGCGGUGGGUUGAGAAGAAAUAUGGUCUUUGUCGCGAUGACCCGGAGCCCAUUAUGGCGCAGGGUGUUGCUGUUCAUAACGACCAUGUCCACGUCAACCCCAAUGGAUUGUCCCAGGAUGCAACGGGUCUCGACAAGGACGGCGCUCGCAGCGAUGAUGCGAAGCUAAUGCGUGAAUUGGAAGAACAAUCGAACGACGACGAUUCGUUCGUCGAGCGCUCCUUCCGUCAGCAAAUUGCCGCCUUCCUGAUCCUCGAAUUCGGAGUCAUUUUCCACUCUGUUAUUAUCGGGUUGAAUCUUGGUGUUUCGGGCGAUGAGUUUGCUUCGCUUUAUCCCGUUCUCGUCUUCCACCAGUCCUUCGAAGGUCUGGGUAUUGGCGCGAGAAUGUCUUCUAUCCCCUUCAAGAAGGGAAGUUGGUUGCCCUGGUUCCUUUGUACCGCGUAUGGACUCACUACUCCUAUCUCCAUCGCUAUUGGUCUGGGUGUGCGCAACACGUACAAUCCCGGCUCGUAUACUGCGAAUGUCGUCUCUGGAGUGCUGGAUGCGAUCUCGGCGGGUAUUUUGAUUUAUACCGGUUUGGUGGAAUUGCUUGCCCGUGACUUCUUGUUUGAUCCCCACCGUACUCGUGAUGAUAAGCGUUUGACCUUUAUGGUGUUCUCGCUGCUGCUCGGUGCUGGUAUCAUGGCUCUUCUGGGCAAAUGGGCUUAA
Molecule: messenger RNA, 1071 nt
Organism: Penicillium waksmanii
Lineage: Eukaryota; Fungi; Ascomycota; Eurotiomycetes; Eurotiales; Aspergillaceae
Product: Zinc-regulated transporter 1
Exons: 2
Coding region: 1-1071 (356 amino acids)
Biological process (GO): zinc ion import across plasma membrane
Cellular component (GO): plasma membrane
Molecular function (GO): high-affinity zinc transmembrane transporter activity
Source: RefSeq, a predicted model, not a curated record